AUGAGGUCCAUCGUCAGCCUCACCAUCGCGGCCUCCCUGGCCGCCGGUGUCGUCGCGCAGCCCCACAACCACCGACACCGCCAUGUCAAGAAGGACACCGCUUCGCCCGUUGAGAAGCGCGACCCCGAUGUCGUCGUGGUAUACGAAUCCGGCCCGACCGUGACCGCCUACGAGCUCGGAGGAAAGGUCAUCAGCGAAGACGAGGCCAAGCAGGGCAUCAACGACGGCCUGUUCGUUGUCGUCGGAGAGACCACCCCGUCCUCGACGCCUCUGCCUCCCGCCUCUACCUCCAAGGCUCCCAAGCCGUCCAGCUCCCAGGAUGCUCAGUUCUUCGAGGCUAAGGUCGCCAAGACUACUUCCACCUCUACCACCCCUACUCCCACCCCGACCCCGACCCCCACGCCCUCUUCCUCGAGCCAGGCGCCUCCCGCCUCCACCUCAUCCGCCAGCAAGGGCGGCAGCUCCUCUGGAGGCUCUGGCGUGAACGCUGAGUUCCCCAGCGGCGAGCUUGACUGCUCCACGUUCCCGUCCGACUAUGGUGCCGUCCCCGUCGACUACCUCGGCACCAACGGCUGGACCGGCAUCCAGAGAACCCCCAACUACAGUAUCGGUGACCUGGCCAUCUCCUUCAUCGAGACGGCUGUCUCUGGCGACGGCGGAUGCACUAAGAACUCUUUCUGCUCGUACUCCUGCCCUGUUGGCUACCAGAAGACCCAGUGGCCCUCCGCCCAGGGUUCGACCAAGCAGUCCGUUGGUGGACUUUACUGCAACGCCCAGGGCAAGCUCGAGCUCACCCGCACCUCCAAGAAGACCCUUUGCGAGAAGGGCGCUGGCGGCGUCUACGUCCAGAACGACCUCAAGAAGUCUUCCUGCGUUUGCCGUACCGACUACCCCGGUAACGAGGCCAUGGUCAUCGCCACCGUGCCUGAGCCUGGCCAGAAGCUGGAGCUGACCAACCCCUACUCUCCCGACUACUACGUCUGGAACAACAGCCCCACCACCGCCCAGUACUACGUCAACAACCAGGGCGUCGCCGUUGAGGAUGCCUGCGUCUGGAAGAGUGCCACCGACCCCCUCGCUGCCGGUAACUGGGCUCCCGUCAACAUUGGUGUUGGCAAGAGCGCCGACGGCAACACCUACCUCUCCAUCUUCAACAAUGCCCCGACCUCGACCGCCAAGCUCGACUUCAACAUUGAAAUCACUGGCGAUGUUAACAGCAAGUGCGCGCUCGUCGACGGCUCCUACACUGGUGGUGGCACUGGCUGUACUACGGCCAUGUCCGGCGACGGCACUGCCAUCAUCCGCUUCUACUGA
This is a messenger RNA of Colletotrichum siamense, 1314 nucleotides long. It is a transcript of the gene sun1, whose product is annotated as Secreted beta-glucosidase sun1. The coding region runs from base 1 to 1314 and encodes 437 amino acids. Lineage: Eukaryota; Fungi; Ascomycota; Sordariomycetes; Glomerellales; Glomerellaceae. Gene Ontology annotation, cellular component: fungal-type cell wall; cell surface. Gene Ontology annotation, biological process: fungal-type cell wall organization. The transcript is spliced from 2 exons. The record is from RefSeq and is a predicted model, not a curated record.